UGACCUUCGGCCUCUCGCCACUGUUACACCUCAAUCUACGUUGGCGUAAACGCCGCGGCCUCGAGCAUCCCAUCCGGUGGGGCGAGCGUCUUGGCCGUCCUUCUCUCCCUCGUCCUCCUGGUCCCCUCGUUUGGUUCCAUGCUGUGUCGCUUGGUGAGGGACUGGCUGCGAUUCCCGUGAUCAAAUGCUGCUUAGAAAGGAUGCCGGAUGUAAAUGUUUUAAUGACAACAACCACAACAUCAGCAUUUGAAGUAAUAAAGAACCUGCUUACAAGUGAUGUUAUAUAUCAGUUUUCUCCACUUGACAUUCCUCAUGUCAUUGAGGCAUUUCUCUGUUACUGGAGUCCAACUGCAAUCAUAUUGAUGGAAAGUGAACUUUGGCCAAAUCUUGUUAUGUGUGCUGCAAAAAAUGGGAUUGCAUUGGCAUUACUUAAUGCUCGGAUGUCCAGAAAGUCUUAUCAAAAGUGGUCUCUUCCUGGCAUUCAUCCCCUAACAUCGUUGUUAGUGUCAAAGUUUGUGCUGAUUGUCCCAUUGAGCACAACACAAGGAAUCAAUUUUCAGCUACUGCAGGCUUCACCGUUUGUCAUUAGUUUUUGUGGUGACCUUAAGUAUGGGUUUGUUUUCUUUUGGAGGUUGCUGGGUUUUGGGCCGUUAUUCCUUGAUUUUUUUUGUCUGGUUUUUUUUCUCGUUUUGCAAUGGCUGAGGCCGGGAGGGUUCGAAUCGAGAAGUUCAACGGUACUGAUUUUGCAUGGUGGAAAAUGCAAAUAGAGGCGUUGCUUGGUGAGUGCGAUUUGGACAUGGUACUGGAAGAGAAACCGGAUGGAAUGGAUAAGGCUGCUGAAGCAAUUUGGGAAAGGAUAAAAAGGCAAGAGAAACCGUCAGCAGGUAAUAGAGUGUUCUUGAUGAGGGAAUUGUUCAUGAUGAGAAUGAACGAGGGCAGCACAGUUGCUGAUCACAUUAAUGAGGUCAAUUCGAUCUUGUCCAGGUUAUCAUCAGUAGGCAUGAAGUUCAAUGAUAACACUCAGGCUAUGAUUCUGUUAUCUUCCUUGCCUGAUAGUUGGUCGGAAUUUGUGACAGCGGUUACUGAAACUGCCGGAACAGGAUAGUGUUUUGGGUGAAGACAUUCUCCGGCGGAACGCUAGUGGAGGAUCUACUUCUGGGUUACUCAGUGUUAGUAGGGGAAGAGGUAAUAACAGAAACAGUGGGAGUCGUGGGAAGAGCUCGUCUAAGGCUGGAAAGAAUGUGGUGUGCUGGGUCUGCAAA
Molecule: messenger RNA, 1262 nt
Organism: Cuscuta campestris
Lineage: Eukaryota; Viridiplantae; Streptophyta; Magnoliopsida; Solanales; Convolvulaceae
Source: the annotation of a GenBank genome assembly